Cordyceps militaris CM01 is the source of this 2811-nucleotide messenger RNA. RefSeq names its product SH3 domain protein. Gene Ontology annotation, molecular function: protein binding. The transcript is spliced from 8 exons. Bases 1 to 2811 code for a protein of 936 amino acids. Lineage: Eukaryota; Fungi; Ascomycota; Sordariomycetes; Hypocreales; Cordycipitaceae. The record is from RefSeq and is a predicted model, not a curated record.
AUGGGCCACGGUCACCUCCAUCAGCACCAGAAGCGUGACUUGUUGGACAAUGUCGGCGAUCUGAUCGACAAAGCCGCCAAGUCGCAGCUCGCCGAGGUUGGCGACAAAAUCCAAAGAGUAUACAAGACAAUGUCGCCUACCUUCACUGGUGAAAUCGGCGGCUAUUCAACCCAAGGCCAGGACAGUCCACAGCAGACCCAGCAGGCCCAGCAGACCCUGCAGACCCAACAGCCUGCCGCUACCAGCGACGACUCGCAAUCUCAGACCCAAGCAGCAGCAUCCACUCAGGAACCCACGUCUGUUACCAACGAGGUGCCCAAGUCGAUUACUUCGGUCGAGGCCACUUCGAUUGCCUCGACUCUAGCUGUCGCCAACCCCAACAGCGCCCCUGCGUCUCAAGAGACCAAAAUGUCGAGCUCCUUCGCGCUGCCAGCACCCACAGCUUCGUCCGUCGUUACACCCUCCAGCAAGAGCUCCCCCGAGGAUAGCACCAGUUCUGGCGCCAAGGCAGGCAUUGCUUUCGGCGUUAUCGGCGGUGUCUUCCUCGUCGGUCUGAUUGUCUUCAUCAUCUUCAACCGCCGCAAGAGACAGAUGGAGCGUCAGCGGCUGAGCGGCGACAACGAAAAACUCAACGGCCGAGGCGAUGCCCUUGCCCGCAUGCCAAGCCACUCCAAUCCGAAGGCUCCUCGCAUCAGCCUCCGCCCUGUCACCCAGUUCCUGCCCAAUUGGAAUCUCGACAAGAACACCCAGCGUGGGGCCGCCAACCUCGCCCCAGCUGCUGCUGCUAACCAGUUGGAACGCCCUGGUACCAGCCAUAGUAACCACCCCAACAACCCCUUUGGUAGCGGGGCUGAGCGCAUCAACAGCCCUGAUGGCCCUGCACGCGACCCAUGGACUGCCAACGGCCCCGCCGUUGGUGCUGCUGCUGCUACUGCUGGUGCCGCUGUCGGCGCUGCUGGUGUCACCACUCUCGCUAGAAAUGCAUCAAUGCGCAAAGUGAACCAGAACGGCCUUGAUCUGACUGUUCCCGGCCUUCUUGAUACUGUUCCUCCCAGCCCUGCUGGUACCGAAUUCAGUACUUCUUCGAUGCCUGCCGGCGCACCGCAACCUCCUUCUCAGAGCGCGGCAGCCAUUGCGGCAGCCGGUGGCCCUGCUAGCUCUGCUGUUCAUCGUGUCCAGCUCGACUUUAAGCCCACUCUCGAGGACGAAAUGGAGUUGACUGCCGGUGACUUGGUUCGCCUCCUCCACGAAUAUGACGAUGGCUGGGCUCUCUGCAUUCGUCUUGAUCGAUCUCAGCAGGGCGUUGUUCCUCGCACUUGCCUUUCUACUCGUCCUGUGAAGCCCCGGACUCCCCAAGGUGCGCCUCGACCUGGCCCUCCCAUUAACCCCCAAGGCGGCUACCCGCGCGGCACCAAUCAGCCUGCCCGUCCAAUGACUCCUCAGGGAAGGCCAAUGACUCCCCAAGGCCGCCCCAUGACCCCUCAAGGGCAGCGUCCGCCGCAAAACAUGGCUCCCAAACCUACGGGGCCCAUGAGCCCCGGCCCGCGCCCCCAGUCUCCCGGACCCCGCUAUCAAGGACCUCCAGCCGGUCGCCCUCAGAGCCCCAAUGGCAUGAACCCUCGCCCUAUGGGCCCUGCUGGCCCCAGUCCGAUGAAUCCCGUACCUUCAUCCCCGAACCAGGCUCCUCAGAGGAAGCCAGUCCCCGUGUAUGGCGAUUUAUGGGAAUAUACAAAAGGUCCGGCGUUCACAUCUUUUGUUUCUUCCUUCUGGUUCUGCCCUCAGAAGGGCACAUUCCCGAGCAAUGUCGACUUGGGCCUUUUCAGCGGGAGUAGGGGCAAAUCGUGGCGAGGCUUCGUCAACGUGCAAUUCAACAUUCAAGUACGGCCGUUGGUCACAUCCCGAAAAGCUCCCCCAACACGAGUCCUAGAAACCCACAAACGCCAAAAGACUGGUUGCCAGAGAGCAGAGGUUUUCAAGGACCAGCUCCUCCAAGGCCUACCCAAUUUGAGAGAGCCAGAUCACAAUCGGCCAAAAUUCACAUACAAUAUAAGGAAGGAGGACCCAACAAGCGACAGGAACCUUGCCUUGAAACCGCCCAAGAAACGACACACAAUCAAAGAGGCCACUAGCAUCGAGCCAGGCGACAAACCAUGCAGCCAUCGUCCACCAUCCCCCGCCGGGUACGCCCUCGCCGUGCCUGGCGCCCUCCUCCGCGAACGAUACGUCCCCUCCAUGGCCCCCGGCAGCAGCCCCGAGGAGAUGCGUUCCGGCGGUGGUGAUGACAGAAAAGGCGCGCUGCCGCCGCCUCUCCUCCGCAACGGCGCCAAGAAGCUGCCGGGCGUCAACCACAAGCCGGUGGUGGCCGAACAGUCCGCCAACAGGACCGCCACCACGCCGCCGCCGCAGCACCCCGUCUCUGGCGGCGUCUUUGCGGACAGGUGCCGAGAUCUCGUUCUGCUCGGCGGCAGCGGCAACAAGGGCCAGUCGACGCUGCAGGCGGCGUGUCGCGACGAGGAUAGCCCCGGCGCCUGGUGGCUCACGAGCUUGAACCUGAAUCACUGCCUGGGCAACGUUGGCGGGAAGCUAGUCUUUCAAGAGCGGUACGUGGUCGUGUCUAUAGGGGCACCGGGGAAAUUACGACGCGACGUGUCGACCGUGCGGUAUCGAGACGCUGCAGGCAGACGGACGGAUUAUGCUGCGCUGCGCGUGCCUGCCAGGACCGAACAGGGCGCCCAAGUUCACGGAACUAUCGUUGGAACAUCGCGACCAUCUUGGCAUCAGGGCGGUCAACGGCCGUCUUGUCUGUGGUAG